Messenger RNA from Closterium sp. Naga37s-1, 838 nucleotides. The record is from the annotation of a GenBank genome assembly. NCBI's taxonomy places the organism in Eukaryota, Viridiplantae, Streptophyta, Zygnematophyceae, Desmidiales, Closteriaceae.
CCGAGUGCCCCCGCGGCAUUGUCUUCCCGGCAGGGGCGUCGUGCGUGACGGAUCCCUGGAGCAGCCCUUUUUGCAAGUGCCCGGCCGGGCAGGCCAUAAUCAACGGCGAAUGCGCCCACGCCAAGAACUGGACGGCAGUGGGCACGAGCGUGGCGGUCUACAAAAGCGCCAACCGCAAAGUCAACGCCAGCGACGUGGAAGCCCCCGGGUGCGGCGCGCGCCGGCACCGAACACUUCGGCCUGCGACGACAACAAGCAUAAACGUCAAUACCCGGUCGUUCUCGUGUUUGGUUGCCACUCUGCCGCAUGGCACGGACCUCUGUGCCUUGGCAGCAUGCCCGCCCAACUCCACCUGCUCCUUAACCCACGGCUUCGCUCAGUGCAUUUGCGACCCUGGACUGGUCAUGACUAAGGACGGCAGCGGCAAAUGCGUUGAGCCAUGCUCUAUCAAGGAUUGUGGCGAGGGCGGCACUUGCGUCAAGCUACCUAACUACGAACCAUAUUGUGAUUGCAAGCAGGGUUACAAGCUGGAGGGAGCCUCGGGGAGUUGCAUUGGCCUCGUUCCUGAUGUGGCAGACGUCGCCAUCAGCGUCUUUAGUGAGGUCAACUUUGGCACAACAACAAACCCUCCUUAUGUCUUCCGCCUGAAGCCCUUCACUUGUGUCACCAUCCCUGACGCGGUUGUCGCCUCUGCCAAGUCGGCUGGCUAUCUGUAUCAUGCUCCUGAAUCGCACUUUCCAUGCGUGGUGGUCAACUUUUACCUUUGGCCGAACUGUGAUGGAUGGCCAAUAAGAAGAGAGGUGACCUCUGGCAGUGCCGUUGAAGACGUACCGGUUGA